UCAAAGCUUUAAUUUGCUUUCCAGAAAUCUGCAAAAUCUGGUCCGGAAUGUCUCGGCACAUCUACAGACAGCUCUUGAAGAAGAGGGCAGUGGAUAUUGGAGUUGGGAGCUUUGCAGUUGUGCCAGUGCUGGCCAGUGUGGCAGAGGACAAGGUUUUGCCUGUUGAGAGACCUAUGUUCAUUCUGAGCAAGUCUCUGAAGAUGUUUUACAACCUUGAGAGUGACGACACCAAAAUUCCUGAUGAGACACCUGUUGUUCCGCCAGACGUUGAGGAGGUCGCUGCAAGCACCCACUUUCGCCACGAAAUCGUGGAGCAGUGCGUACAGGAGACCCUGCUUUGCUUUGCUGGGGCCCUCCGAGACAACAGGGAGGUGGAAUUCUCAUUCAAGGGCAUCGGUAUCCUUGCUGUGCGGAACAAAGUGGUCAGCACGACCUUCUUGGAUGGCUGCCUGCUGGAGCUAGAUACAACAGGAAACAUGCUGAAAGCCCUUCUCGAGGACCCCAAAAUUAUGAACCUUGUUGCCUUUCCGGGCCAAAACGAUUUUAGUCGGAUCAGUCAAGAUGAGGUUCUCAGUCUGCCAAGCCUUGUGGUUGAGACCCCGCACCAGCCAUUGGCCCCGCUGGUUUCCCUGAAACCCAGAAGAGAGUCGGCGCCGUGGGGAGGAGGUUCCCGCAGAUUAAGUGUGCUGGAUCCCGUGUUCCUGGCUCGGCGCAGGGUUUCUCAGGCCAGUCAGCAGUCCAUGGAAGUCGAUCUGGCUAGAGACAAGGAAACUGGCCAAAUCGGGUAUCUUCCCGUAAUCCCGGAGAAGACCCAGCGGAAGCCGAAGCGCCCCACAUCUCCAGCUCAGCAGGGGCUGAAGGUCUCUGCAAGUGCUCCCCAGCCCUCAGAACUGCCCCUCUACAGCGAGAAGGAGGAGAGAGAGCUCCAGCUGCUGCUGGCGUCCAAGCGCCGUGAGCUGGAAGCAGAAGUGUGGCGCAAAUACUUUGGUAACCGGGCGAUCACCAGGCAUGGGCAGGUAGGCAACUCCCAGGAAAAGGAGCUUUUGCCUUUCUGCUGGAUAGGUUGGCUGUGGCAUGGGCUCUGUGCUGUCCCUGCCAGGAGCAGCCCCCUGGGAGCACCGAGCCCUGCAAGGCUCCCGCUUUGGGCGAAGCUGCGACAGGAGCCGCGGCUGCUGCGGCAGUGCCUGAGGAGAGCCCCGUGUGCCUUUGCAGACCUCCUGCCCCUUCGUGUUCGAGGAUCCCUAUCGCCCUGCCCACGUCCUGAGGAAGGCCUACGCCGAGCAGCUGAGGGAGAGGGGGAGAUCAGAGCAGUCGGCAGAGCUCCAGCUCUUGAGGAAAAUCCUGGAGGAGUAAGUGAGGUGGAAGGAGGGCCCGCAGCAGGGCCUCCAGAGGAGCGGGAUGGCCUCAGCACAGGGCCAGGACCUGCCAGCCUGAGCCAGGCUUGGGGGCAGUGGGAGCCCUCCUGCCCAGCCACCAACUGA
Molecule: messenger RNA, 1481 nt
Organism: Catharus ustulatus (Swainson's thrush)
Lineage: Eukaryota; Metazoa; Chordata; Aves; Passeriformes; Turdidae
Product: coiled-coil domain-containing protein 81-like
Exons: 8
Coding region: 48-1481 (477 amino acids)
Cellular component (GO): centrosome
Source: RefSeq, a predicted model, not a curated record